GAUAUUCUUCAGUGGAAAAAUGCCCGCACGUUCUUGUACUGGCGGCUGCGGCGCCUUCUUCUGGAGGAAGUGGUGAAGCGGGAGAUCUUGCGCGCCCACAGCAAACUGAGCAACAGCCACAUCCAGUCCAUGCUUCGCCGCUGGUUUCUGGAGACGGAAGGCGCCGUGAAGGGCUACCUCUGGGAUAACAACCAAGUGGUGGUGGAGUGGCUGGAGAAACACUUGCAAGAGGAAGACGGGGCCAAGUCUGCCAUCCGGGAGAACAUCAAGUACCUGAAGCGCGAUUAUACCCUCAAGCACAUUCGGAAUUUAGUUCAAGAGAAUCCAGAAAUUGCCAUGGACUGCAUUAUCCACAUGACCCAGCACGUCACCCGUGCCCAGAGAGCUGAGAUCGCUCACCUGCUGACGACGCUGGACAAUCCUGCCUCUUCUUGACGUUUGCUGUCCCUCAGCCUGGAGCACCAUAGAUCCAUGAACCAGAAGCCGGCACAAACUCAAACUGCCGGGGCCAGAGAGCCCCUUCCUGCCUGUGGACAGUUCUGUGGUCCAGCCAGAAUUCACUUGUACAAAGAUAUACCUCCAAGCGAUCAGUAUUUGCCAUGCAAGUACAUGUUCAAGAGAAAUGGGCAGAUACUUUCUUACAGCCCGAUUCAGUAUCUUUUUUACAACCAUCUUGGUUUUUCAGCUGUGAUUCUGGCACGCCAAAAUAAGAAGGGAGCUUCUAUUUCUUUUCUAAUGGCCUCAAUAGAGAGGGGGGAGGGGGGUCACUAAACCACUAAAAUGGAUCCUGUGCCUUGGCAAAAUUUAUACUGGAGCACGAACAACUAGUUAAUAGCAGUAAAUCAAAAUCUGGAGAAUGCAUCUGUAUAGACUGUGUCUGCAGUAUAGUAAGAUUCAACUUGGCUGUAGCAACAGUUGACAGUACUGAGCAAGUAUUUCAAGACCUGUUUCUAAAAGAAAUGUUCUGUCCGCACUUCCCACCAUAUAUUAACCACACAUGCUGGAGUAUGCACAAUCCACCUCAUGCACCCUUUCUUCAGAGUCACGUUUCCGCCUCCUGUCGGAAUCACUGGCUCUGUAUUUAAUGACGCUCUUACUUGUGCCUUAUUUGUGGAAGUAGACACCAGGGGGCUGUGGCAUUUUUGUGUCAGGCUGCUGGAAUUAUUGCAAGUUGGGAGGGUUUUGUUUUUUUAAAAAAGAGUAUUAGUUUGAGGGAAUGAUUCUCAUGUUGAGUGGACUACAUCACUAUCCCACAAUCUUAUAAAGCACCAUGAAUUAGUAGGAUGAAGCAGGUAACAAUUAAAUCUUGUCACUUAGCGUAUCGGUUGUAUAAUGUUGCAUAUCCUGGUAGUUACUCUAAAACCAAAGAUAUAGAUUUAUUUAUAUGAGGACAGCUAUAUUGUAAUGGAAUUAAGGGACACGUUAGGUGAGUUUAGUAUGUUUUCGAUGACUGAGGUGAGGCAGCAGCUUUUCUUCAAAAAGAAAAGGGGCCGGUUGGCGCUUCCUUUUUGAGGAUCUUUCUUACAGGAAAGGUAGUUGCCAAAGGGCACAUUGCCAGAGAAGGGGGGAGAGCAAGGUUCUGCCAACAAGCCAGUGUUCACAGACCUUAUUGAACAAUGCUAAAUAAAAUGGCCACAUUUUCCAGAAACGAUUCUGUGGUUCUCCUGGCGAAAUUCAUAUUCCAGUUGCCUGUUCUUGUACUGAAGACUCUCAAAGUGAAUCUUCCAGUACUUGCUCUGUUCAUUGCUGUGAAGCAAAUUCUGUUUUUCCUCCUGUGGAGUUUUCAGUCACUAGUUUUUGGAUUGGGGAGAGGGGGUUGUUUUUUUGCCAAAAUGUGAGCUGCUGUUUGAUCUUAGUUUUCUUUGCAUGCUCUACAGUUGACUAGCAUCAAUCCAUUGUCAUUCAUUUCUUUUAUUGUCAUAAAAUUGCCAACAGUCACAAAUUUAUUGCAUGGCGAAUUACAUUACUACCAUCAGAACUGACAUAAUGUCUUCUAAGCUUGAAUUCAUUAGACAGAACACUUCUGAUACUGACCACCGAGCCUGUUCUUGGCCAAUGUCUGAAGGCUUAUCUCAGUGUGCAUCUUUCAGAGCUGGCUUUCGAAGAGAUACGGAUUUCUGACAGCCAGACUUUUGCUAUUCCUUCAGGGUUCACACACUUUAAGGAUAACACACUCUCCUCCCUCAGUUAAUGACACCUUAAUCCAGGCUCUCCCAAACAUUUUUUUGCUCUGGUUUGUUGUUGUUGCAUUUUAUUUUUAAAGGUGUGUGAAAUCUUUUUAAAAAUCCAUUUGCCUUCAGAAGCCAGGGCUGUUUUGCUACUUCUGGGUCCAGAGGCAAUUCAUCAUGGAAACAGCCUUAGCAUAUGUAUUUCUUCCUUAGCGAAGGAAAGGAUUUAGGAUUUUUGACAUAGGCAGGGACUUCUAACUUGAUGCAUCGUACUUAUCCCAACUGACCCUGACUCUUGAUUAUAUAAAUGCACCCUGGAGGGGAAAUUUUUUUUCUAUCUCUAUAUUCAUUAUGAUGCAAAACAAAUACCUCUUUCAAAUGCAAGCAGGCAAUAUUAUGUGAAAACAUAGCAAGUAUAAAAAUUCUGUCCAGUCAGAGCGCUUAGUAAAAUGUUGUAAAAAAAUAAUAUAAAACCCAGAUGCAUCUAAUGCCGGCAGCCUCGGCUACUUUGUACGUUUAUAUCAUCAGUUGGUAGACUAUCCUAUUGUGGCGGUUAAUGUUGUUAUUGUUUUAAACUUUUUUAAAAAGUAUUUUUGUGUCCAUUGUAAAAAAAAACAACCUAUCAGUUCAACGUGUAAAACAAUAUUUGGUCUCACACAUAAAAUGUUUCUAAGUA
Messenger RNA from Sphaerodactylus townsendi, 2844 nucleotides. Its product is annotated as acetyl-CoA carboxylase 2-like. The transcript has 3 exons. NCBI's taxonomy places the organism in Eukaryota, Metazoa, Chordata, Lepidosauria, Squamata, Sphaerodactylidae. The record is from RefSeq and is a predicted model, not a curated record. Gene Ontology annotation, molecular function: acetyl-CoA carboxylase activity. The annotation marks the transcript as partial.